UAAUCGACCACCUAAUUUAGCGGAAUUGAUGCACAAGUUGAUUUUCAAGAAGGAGACAGAUAACACAGAGCUUGAGGAAGAUGAAAGCGUUGGUUGUGGGAUUGCUUUGUUUCGUCUUCAGGCCAGAGCCUACAGGGGCUCAGUUUCCUAGAGUGUGCUGCACGGUGGAGGGGAUCGUGUCCAAGCAGUGCUGCCCGUCUCAGGGCUCGGAUCCUGCUAACGUGUGUGGAAGUUUAUCAGGGAGAGGAAACUGCUCCAACAUCAGGGUGGACAGUAAACCCUGGGGAGGACCUUAUCGACUGAGAGACAGAGAUGACCGAGAGAGAUGGCCGACUAAGUUUUUCAAUCAAACUUGCAGGUGCUCAGGUAAUUUUGCUGGCAUUGACUGUGGCCAGUGUAAGUUUGGCUGGACAGGACCAAACUGCGACCAGAGAAAAGCCCCAGUGAUGAGGAAGAACAUCCACUCUCUGACACCAGCUGAGCUCCAGCAGUUCCUGGAUGUGUUGGACCUGGCCAAGACCACCACCCAGCCAGACUAUGUCAUCGCCACGCAGCACUGGCUGGGCCUCCUGGGACCCAAUGGAACCGAGCCUCAGUUCACCAACAUCUCCAUCUACGACUUCUUUGUCUGGCAGCACUACUACUCUGUCAGGGACACCCUCCUUGCACCUGGACGUCCAUACAAGGCCAUUGAUUUCUCCCAUAAGGGCCCAGCCUUCAUAACCUGGCACAGAUACCACCUCCUCAGCCUGGAGAGAGAGCUGCAGCGUUUAACAGGCAACGAGAACUUUGCUGUGCCGUACUGGAACUUUGCUACAGGCCAGAGUGAGUGUGACAUCUGCACAGACUCUCUCCUGGGAGGGCGGAACCCAGAAAACCCCUCCCUCAUCAGCAACCAGUCCAGGUUCUCCAACUGGGGUGUGGUGUGUAACAGUCCAGACGAAUACAACCAACUGGUGACUCUGUGUAACGGGACCAACGAGGGCUCCAUCAGGAGAGGUGUGGUGGAGAGGAACAACAUGAGUCUGCCCACCAUGAAUGACGUGAGGAGCUGCCUCUCCCUCAGGGACUUUGACAGCCCUCCCUACUUCACCAACUCCUCAUUCAGCUUCAGGAAUGCUCUUGAAGGUUAUGACAAACCAAAUGGAGAGCUUGACUCAUCGGUGGAUAACCUGCACAAUCUGGUCCACUCCUUCCUCAAUGGGACCAGUGGUCUGGCCCACUCUGCUGCCAAUGACCCCAUCUUCCUGGUGCUCCAUGCAUUCACGGAUGCCAUCUUUGAUGAGUGGAUGAAGAGGUUUGUUCCUACAAACUCCACCUACCCAGAUGAGAUGGCUCCUAUUGGCCACAACAGAGAUUUCAACAUGGUGCCCUUCUUCCCUCCAAUCACCAAUGAGGAGAUCUACGUGGCGGCUGAACAACUGGGCUACUCCUAUGCCAUUGCACUGGAAGAAACAGACAACGGUUUUGAUGUGCUUGUUUUGGGAUCUACAUUGGGAGGAGUUUUUAUAGGUUUGUUGGUUCUCCUUGUGGUGUUCCUGCUUUAUUUACGGGCACGAAGGAGAAGUGGCUUUGAACCACUUCUUAACUACUCCAACAGAAUGUACACAGAAUCUUCUUAAUAAUCUAUAAUUUUUAUUGGAGCCACUGUAUUUCUGAUAUAUUUUAAUACAAUUACACUAAUCCGUUCUUUUCUCUCUGAAAUACGCAAUGGUGUGCAAGCAACAAAAUGGUUCAAAUUUGACAGACAUGAUUAGUAUUUUAACAUUGUUACAAUUUCUAUCUUUCUGGUGCUCUUCAAAAGCGGUUUCAAAGUCUACAUCGUCCUGUCAUUUGAUAUUUGUCAUGCCAUCUCUGGAUCUCAGGGGGUGUUUUGCGUUAGAGGCCACAAAGUUUCACACUCGGUAAGUUGAGGGGGGGAUCAUUGUCAUGGCAGCAUCAAAAUUAACUGUUGGGAAGUGUGUUGUCAGCUCAGUGGCAUUUUUAAUUUACAGAUUGAAAUAGCAUAGACAGUUCACAACCUAUAAUUUACUGAAAUUACAUUUAAGGUG
Osmerus eperlanus (European smelt) is the source of this 2051-nucleotide messenger RNA. RefSeq names its product L-dopachrome tautomerase-like. NCBI's taxonomy places the organism in Eukaryota, Metazoa, Chordata, Actinopteri, Osmeriformes, Osmeridae. The record is from RefSeq and is a predicted model, not a curated record. Gene Ontology annotation, cellular component: melanosome. Gene Ontology annotation, molecular function: oxidoreductase activity; dopachrome isomerase activity. Bases 81 to 1622 code for a protein of 513 amino acids. Gene Ontology annotation, biological process: developmental pigmentation; positive regulation of neuroblast proliferation; ventricular zone neuroblast division. The transcript is spliced from 8 exons.